AUUCCUCCGCGCCGUAUUUAUACGUUGCUCUAUGGUCUGUGCCUGGAUCAGAUUUUUAGAAAGAUUUGACGAAGAUCAAAAUUAUUCAAUAAGUUUUCGGUUCGGGUUUUUUUUAAUUAAAACUUUUUAAACAUGCAAAGUUUUUCGUAGUCGACUGCGUGGAAUUUUGCGAGUGGGUCGGUUCUUUUAAAAACUAGCUAUGGAUUUAGACUCGGACGAUGAAACGGUGGCCGAGGAGGAUUAUUAUUCCUUCUUAAAUGUCCCAAAAGAGGCCACGAAGGAGGAAAUAAGCAACGCGUAUAGGAGGUUAAGUCGUAUGUACCACCCGGACAAGCAUUUAGAUCCCGCGCUCAAAGCGAAAGCGGAAACCAUGUUCAACAAAACUAAACGUGCCUACGAAGUUUUAUCCGACCCGCACCAUAGGGCCAUCUAUGAUUCCUUGGGGACCAAAGGUCUCGAAAUCGAAGGGUGGGAGAUAGUGCAGAGAACCAAAACGCCGGCCGAGAUCCGGGCCGAGUAUGAGCAGUUGGCCGAGGAGAGGGCCGAACGGAAGAAGAAACAAGCGACUAAUCCCACUGGGAACGUAACGAUAGCCAUCAACGCAGCGGACCUGUUUAACCCAUAUGACGGCGACCUAUUUGAUGAUGAAUACGAGUCGGCUGGUCUUGUUUACAGUCUUCCCAACAUUGAGGUUUCUUCAAUGCAGUUCACGCAGUCUGUGGAUUUUCCGCUUACACGCAGUAACACUUGCACGCUGUCGGGGGAGCUCCACGCGCAAAAUGGCGUCGGCGGCGGAGGAGUCAACCUGAGCUGGAGACACCUGUUCUCCCAUAAAAGUUGGGCAGAAGUGGAAAUGGCGGUCGGUAGCGGGCCCGCGGUGUCCUUCAAGGCCUUUAGGACACUGACGAAGCGGUUCUUCUGGAACGGCGGCACCGUGUUGCAGUUCACGCCAGAGGGCGUGCGUCCGGGAAUAAUGUCGACCCUGGCGAUGCAGAUCGACAAACACUCGGUCGGGUACGUUUCGUACCACGGCGGCCUGCGUUCCCUCUUCUCGACGCAACUCGUCCGAGACACCGAGAAUAACCGUUUCAACGUUUCGUUGCAAGUCGGCGUCCCGCAUUCGUCGUUCCAAUUGCACUACACUCGCAAAAUGAUCGCGCGGGAGCUCAAGCUCAAGCUGGCGAUUAAGGUGGGCACUUUCGGGGGCGUGGUCGAGUACGGGGCGGAGAAGAAGGUAUCGAAGCACAGCAGUCUUGCCUUCUCGGUGGUCUGCGGGGUCCCCGCGGGCGUAAAGCUCAAAAUAAGGUUGACGCGAGCAAGUCAGACCUACCUUGUGCCGAUCGACCUCUGCGAGGAAGUGAUGCCGGCUCCGGUGUUCUACGCGACGGUAGUGCCGCUCAUCGUCUACGUGGUGGUGAAGCGGGGCCUGGUGGAACCGUUCCUGCGCGAGGAACGCUCGAAGAAGGUCGAGAGACAGAGACGGGACAAUUUUAGCAAACUGCUGGAGAGGAGGCGGGACGCGAUGGCCGCGCAGGAGUUGAUGAUGGCGGCGUACGCGCGCGUCAGGGAGGAGGAGGCGAGCAGGAGGGGUCUGCUCGUAGUCAAGGCCGUCUACGGGAAACUCGACGCAGGGAGAGGAGACACCGAGAUGGUGAACGAUGUCAUCGACGUCACGGUGCCCGUUCAAUGUCUCGUCAAAGACGGCAAGCUGGUGAUUCACGAAAAUUGCAAGAGCGAGCUGCCCGGAUUUUUCGACCCGGCGUUGGGCGAGCCGAAGCAGUUGCACGUGGUGUACAAUUACCACGAUCAAGCCCACGAAGUUACCGUCAAGGACGACGAGCCGCUGAGGCUCCCCAAGACUUCGCACAGGAUAACGUAACCCCGACCCUUAGUAGCCUAGCGUUAGAAAUCGAGUCGCCGUGUUCAGUUUGGCAUCAUGUUGAGUACUGACUGAUUUGUUAAGAUAUUUAUUAAAUUUUAUAGUUGA
Messenger RNA from Cylas formicarius (sweet potato weevil), 1987 nucleotides. Its product is annotated as dnaJ homolog subfamily C member 11. The record is from RefSeq and is a predicted model, not a curated record. The transcript is spliced from 11 exons. Gene Ontology annotation, biological process: cristae formation. NCBI's taxonomy places the organism in Eukaryota, Metazoa, Arthropoda, Insecta, Coleoptera, Brentidae. The coding region runs from base 200 to 1879 and encodes 559 amino acids.